This is a messenger RNA of Setaria italica (foxtail millet), 1815 nucleotides long. RefSeq names its product probable carboxylesterase 8. NCBI's taxonomy places the organism in Eukaryota, Viridiplantae, Streptophyta, Magnoliopsida, Poales, Poaceae. The transcript has a single exon. Gene Ontology annotation, molecular function: hydrolase activity. The record is from RefSeq and is a predicted model, not a curated record. The coding region runs from base 315 to 1322 and encodes 335 amino acids.
GCGUGGAAGGCGCGCGCGCUCGCUGGCUGGGGGGUCUCGCUCUCGGCCGUCUCACCCGUCGCCCUCAGACCAAGGACGGUGCAGUGUAGCAGGCCAGCGCGCCCGUGUUCCCAACCCCGGCCCGCGCGAUAUAUAAGCGCCGCGCUGCUCUAGCUCAGCUGUGCACUUCGGCUUCGGAGGCUCCAGCAGUCCAGCUACUUACUGUGCGAGUAAACGCCCACGCCAGCCGUUGCCUCUCGCCCCCCGCCGAGCUAGAGCUAGAGCUUGUGCUGUGCUGUGCUGUGCUGUGCUGUGCCGUGCCAGUGGUGGGCGCGAUGGACCCGUACAAGUACCUCAAGAUCCGGUUCAACCCGGACGGCUCGCUGUCCCGCUACGGUGAGGCGCCACUCCUCCCGGCGGCGCCGGCGGGGGAGCCCGUGGCCGUCGCCGUCGCCACGGAGGGCGGCGAGGACGCCGACCAAGGCCCGCGCCGCAUUGUGGUCCACUCCAACGACGUCCCGCUCAGCGACGCCGCCGGCACGGGCCUCCGCCUCUUCGUGCCGUCCGGCGGCCACGCCCGGCUGCCGCUCGUCGUCUACUUCCACGGCGGCGGGUACGUGCUCUUCCGCGCGGCCUCCGAGCCGUUCCACAACACCUGCGCGGCGCUGGCCGCCGCCGCCCCGGCCGUCGUCGCGUCCGUCGACUACCGCCUGGCGCCCGAGCACCGCCUGCCCGCGGCCUUCGAGGACGCCGCCGACGCGGUGCUCUGGGCGCGCCCGCACGCCGCCGCCGGCAGGCCGGUGUUCGUGAUGGGCAGCCACAACGGGGCCAGCAUCGCGUUCCGCGCCGCGCUGGCGGCGGUGGACGCCGGCGUGGAGCUGCGCGGGGUGGUCCUGAACCAGCCCCACCUCGGCGGCGCGGAGAGGACCCCCGCGGAGGCGGCCUCGGUGGACGACCGCGUGCUGCCGCUCCCGGCCAACGACCUGCUCUGGGAGCUCGCGCUGCCCGUGGGCGCCGACCGGGACCACGAGUACUGCAACCCGGAGUCCAUGCUGGCCCGCGUCGGCGCCGCGCGCCUGCGGAGGCUCCCGCCCUGCCUCGUGCUCGGCCGCCGCAAGGACCCGCCGCGGGACCGGACGAGGACACUGGUCAACGCGCUGCGCAAGGCCGGGGUGGCCGUGGAGGCCAGCCUCGACGGCGCCGGGUACCACGCCAUGGAGCUGUUCAAGGCCAACUGCGCCGCCGAGUUCACCGCGCAGGUGUCCGACUUCGUCCGCCGCCACUCCACCGCCGGCUCCAGCGCCGCAGCCGGCGACGUGGUUGUUGGCAUGAGCAAGCUGUGACGGACGGUCAAACCGAUCGUCCCGGAGUGGAGGUUGCUGCACGGCACUCUGGUGCAAGUUGCAGCGAUGUUUAGGGGGCAUUUCUCAAUCACAUCAUCAUCGUCAUGCUACAAUGCUGAGCGGCGAUUGGCUCGAGCUCGCCGUCGUCCAACCGACAGGUAGACCCGGUACUGUGCAGAGGUCGAUAUCUCCAUCUCCGCUUCAAUUCCGGAUAGCCGGAUAGGUGCGCGAGUUGGCCGCCUUUUCUUUUUCCUUCUUUUUACCGUCGAGUCCAUCUCGACGUGAAUGGUCCGAACCACCGGAAGUACAUGAAGAGAAAGAGGCUCCAGGUCUGUUACCCUGCCCUGCAGUGCAAUAAGGCAGAUGAUUUUAUGUAUACUGUUUGCAUAGCUGGUAGAUAUUGCUUCGCAUUUUUCUGAAUAACUGAAAUCGUUUUAUGUUGUGCCUAAACUCAAAAACUCAUAUAAGUGAAGAUUUUCGCUAGUCGAAGAAA